Macadamia integrifolia is the source of this 1359-nucleotide messenger RNA. Its product is annotated as cocosin 1-like. The transcript has 3 exons. Bases 75 to 1151 code for a protein of 358 amino acids. Gene Ontology annotation, molecular function: nutrient reservoir activity. NCBI's taxonomy places the organism in Eukaryota, Viridiplantae, Streptophyta, Magnoliopsida, Proteales, Proteaceae. The record is from RefSeq and is a predicted model, not a curated record.
CUUCCAGCCAGUCACCUACCAACCACAUUUGAAAACCAGGAAGAGUUUCAACUAGCUAGCUAGCAAAAGUAAGUAUGGAGUUAGAAUUGGGACCAAAGGUAGCACAAGAGGCUUUUGAAGGAGAGGGUGGAUCUUACUAUACCUGGUUGAGUACUGAAUUCCCCAUUCUUCGCCAGGCCAAGCUUGGUGGUGGGAAGCUUGUUCUAAAGCCCCUUGGUCUAGCAUUACCCCACUAUGCUGAUUCCUCAAAGAUUGGCUAUGUAAUUCAAGGAAAGGGGAGAGUUGGGAUUGUAAUGCCAAAUGCUUCCGAAGAGAAGGUGGUGGAGAUUACAAAAGGAGACACCAUACCUGUACCAUUUGGUUCCGUCUCAUGGUGGUUCAAUGAUAAUGAGACUGAAUUUAUUGUUUUGUUCUUAGGUGACACUUCUAAGGCUCACAGUCCAGGAGAUUUCACUUAUUUCUUAUUAGCAGGACAAAAGGGUAUCUUUAAGGGCUUCUCCACUGAUUUUGUUAGUCGAGCUUGUGGUUUGGAUGAAGAGGAAGCAAAUAAGAUUGUGAAAAGCCAAACUGGUGUUCUAAUAAUCAAGCUUAAAGAAGGACAAGAAAUGCCCAAACCUUCUAAGUCUAAUAGGGAGGAGAUUAUCUUUAACAUAGAGACUGCAUCACCGGACGUCGACAUUAAGAACGGCGGGCGUGGGAUCGUUCUAUCGAGGGCGAAAUUUCCUUUCUUGGGAGAAGUUGGUUUGAGUGCUAAGUAUGUAAGGCUCAAUGCUAAUGCAAUGUGUGCACCAGAAUACUCUACAGAUUCAGCAGUUCAAGUAUUCUCUAUUGUGAAAGGGAGUGGAAGAGUAGAGGUUGUUGGUAUUGAUAGUGAACGCGUUUUGGACACAACUGUUAAGGCUGGUGACUUGUUCGUGGUGCCAAGUUUCUUUGUGGUCUCUAAAAUUGCAGGAGAUGAAGGGAUGGAGUGUUUCUCCGUAAUUACCACAACACAGCCUAACUUUAGUUAUUUGGCUGGGAAGACAUCAGUGUGGACAGCUUUAUCUCCACAAGUUCUGCAAGCUUCUCUGAAUCUGACUCCAAAGGCAGUUGAAGUUUUCACUUCAAAGAUGAGCCAGAAGGGCAUUUUCAUUCCUGCACCAAGGUCGUAGCUUCAAUAUGAGAGAGAGAGAGAGAGAGAGAGAGAGAGCAAAUAAUGUGACCUGGGUCAUCCAAUUAGUUAUAGUACUGUCUUGGAAUCAAAUGCCACCUUCACUUGAGGUGGGUAGAAAGUUUUAAAUAUAAAUAAACUCACAUUGUAAUUCCCAUUCUGCCAUUGUGCAUCAAUAAAUUUCCCUCCAUUAUGAGGGUUUCUGGCUA